Molecule: messenger RNA, 192 nt
Organism: Gongylonema pulchrum
Lineage: Eukaryota; Metazoa; Nematoda; Chromadorea; Rhabditida; Gongylonematidae
Source: the annotation of a GenBank genome assembly
AUGGGUUUAAUUGACGUCGAACUGCUUGAUCUGUUGAUCCGUUUGGAUGACUGGUUCGAGAAAAAACGGGCCCUGCAGCUCAUCGAAACAAUGCAUGGCGACGCACUUUCACUGCUGUACAGCGAAACGGCGAAAAGACGUUCAGCGCCAGCCGAUGGAAACAGCUCAAACGCACAAGCGGCAUUGAGUGAC